AAAAAUUGAGUGUAAUUUUGUGACAUAGAAAGACUACAAAAAGAAUAAAGAAGAGGAAAAUAGCAUUCAAAAUCAGCGGUUUGGGCGCAUUCCCCAUGCUUCCUCUACCUUGCUAACUCCGCUUCCUUGCAUAUGAAACAGAGUAGUGGUUGCAUGUUCCUUUUUACAUGACAAGCAAAGCAAUCUCCAUUUUCCAUAUAAAUUAAUUUUCUAAUUCCCCUUCUUCAAUAACAACCCCAAAAUUCCCAAACUCUCUCUCUCCUACACUUUCUUCUUCUUCUUCUUCUUCUUCUUCUUCUUGUAGAUGGGUGCUGUUGGGAACCUUCACAGCAAAGCAAGCAGCAGCAGAGGAAGGCCUUAUGCUCUGAUGUUGCUGAUUGCAUUUGGGGUAGCCUUGCUUGGAGUGAUGCUCCUUCACAAGUUCAGAGAAAGGCGUAUAUGCAACCUUCUUCUCAAACGCACAGACCAAGACCUCCAUUCUUUUCAACUCCUCUUCCAGAGGGAAAGAGAUCGAAGCAAAGAAUUGGAGAAGAAAAACGAAGACAUGACAUCAUCGCUGUAUUUGCUCCAAACCCAGAAGAUGGAGCUUGAUAGGAGGCUACUAGAGUUGCAAUCCACCAUCGACUCACUCAGAGACGACCAGAAAAUCAUAAACGUUGCACUCCAAGAAAAGCAGAGUGAGAUCAAAGCGUUGAGACAGAAAGAAAUUGAAUCUGGAAAUGAAAAUCCUCAAGUGGUUGCUUUAACGCAAAGCCUCAAGCAAAAGGAAGAUGAGUUAGAGGACUUGAGACAUCGACUUGAGUCUCUUGGAACUGUGACUGCCGAUGAUCCAUCAGAUUCAGACCCACGUGUGGAUUCAACAAUGUCUGAAGAACCCAAGGUGCAAUUGCUUGAAUCGAGCGGUGGUAAAGGAGAAGAGACUGAAUCAAUGGAUAAUAACAGAGGUGACAGUAAAUCAACGAGCUUUCGUGAGGGAAGAACUUCAAGGAGUAAUGAGAUUGGAACUCAGAAGUUAGAGGAAACCCACGAAAGAAGGGAGAUGGAGGGAGAGGAAAGGCAGAAGCAAGAGAACUUGGGAGACGAAGGUGAAAAUGUCAAUGGGAGGCAAGCUGAUGGCGAGGAGACUAAAAUUACGAACGAUAAUAAGGAGAAAAAUGCUGAGGACUCUGAAGGAGUUGAAAAUGGGAGAGCUGAUAAGAUUCCAAGGAGUGGGAUGAAGAUGAAAACAGAAACAGGCAAAUAUGGGAAUACACGGAAGAUUAGAGGAAAAAGAUGGAGAUACAUCGCCAAAAGGAGGACGGUGGAUAAUGGAUGGAGACUGAUAUCGAAGAAAAUGAACAACAGAAAUUUGGAUGACGGUGCAGUCAUUAGCACAACCCAUAGGAAGUUCAUCGAGGGGGCGGUGGAGAAAAUGAAAGAGGAACACGCAGAGGAAGCGAAAAUGAAAGAGGAGCACGCAGAGGAAGUGAAACAAAGUCUGAUGGAAAAGGAAAACAAAAUGUUAAAACAAGAAAAUUUGAAUUCAGAAAACGGCAACACUUUGAGAGAGCAAAAUGGGAACGAGGACAUGGGAGAUGGUAGCAUUAAGCAAAACCCAGGUGAAGAGAUGGAGCAAAAAGAAUCGAAAAGCGAAGAAAAACAAGAACCAGAACAAGCUGCAAUGGAAUCCAACGAAGAGGGUAAAGAAGAAGAAGAAUACAAGGAAGAGGCUGAGUCAGAGUUUUAAAUUGAAUGCCCAACUGGAAAAUGUUUCAUCUUUCGAUUAUUUGAGUAGGCAAAUGGGUGUG
Benincasa hispida (wax gourd) is the source of this 1787-nucleotide messenger RNA. RefSeq lists its product as uncharacterized. NCBI's taxonomy places the organism in Eukaryota, Viridiplantae, Streptophyta, Magnoliopsida, Cucurbitales, Cucurbitaceae. The record is from RefSeq and is a predicted model, not a curated record.